Aphis gossypii (cotton aphid) is the source of this 930-nucleotide messenger RNA. RefSeq lists its product as uncharacterized. Bases 115 to 717 code for a protein of 200 amino acids. The record is from RefSeq and is a predicted model, not a curated record. NCBI's taxonomy places the organism in Eukaryota, Metazoa, Arthropoda, Insecta, Hemiptera, Aphididae. The transcript is spliced from 5 exons.
UCCGCGAGCACUGGGCACGCAUUCUAUACCAGACAGCGGUUGUCAACGAUCAGCGGUUGACGACGGACGGUUAUAAUAAGUAUCGCCCACCACCGUUCAUCACCCAGCAGAAAGAUGGUUUAUUGGUUAGGAAAACUCUAUCGCGACUACAAAAUUAAAACUAUUAACAGUGCUACUGUUGACUAUUUGUGCUAUGCGUUUCAUUUCCCGCGCCCGAUUUGCAAGAUUAUGGCUUUGCUAUGUAUGGUAUUUUUAUUCUCGGGUAUCACAUCUCACAUAAUCAACUUGAUAUACGUCAUAGCAUUCAAACUGAAAAUAAACUUCAUGUCCAGCCAAAAUUUCAAAUUUUAUGGAGAAAUGAAUUUAAUACAUUACAAGUUGACCGAUGAAAAUGUAGAUAAAACGAUAUAUAUGUUAGUGUACCGAUUGUUUUUUCUGUGUGUAUUCUUAAUUGUCAACUUUUCCCUGUUAAUGGCAACGAACAAGAGAAACAUUAAGAGUAUCGUUAUUUGGUUAUUGGCACACACAACACACAUGUUUUAUACAUUAUCUUUCAACAUUUGGAUUGGAAUUUAUACGCAUACAAUUCCUAUUAUACUUAUUUCAAUUUUCAAUACUACGCUUUAUCUUAUGUUCAUAUUCAUGGUGACAUUAUUUUGGUUGAAUGAACGCUACUCUGCCUGUCAACAUUAUAGAGUUGCUAUUAAAAUGAUUUAAUAAAAAAAAAAGUCAAAAUCUUUAGUCAAUACGUAGAAUACACGGAAUAAUCGAUCAUAUAAUAAAUAGAAACACAGAAACCUGGUACCUGUAUUAUUUGAGUAUUAAGCCAUUAAGUCAUAAAGUGAGAAGCACCAUUGUCCAUUUUAUAAAAUUAUACACUAUAAAAUAAACAACUCGAUUUUGAAAUCAAUAAAAAAAACUUUCAAAGUA